CUGCUGCUCUCCCCGAUCCGCUCCUUCACCUGUUUCCUGCCGCCGAACCGACGGAAGCACCGACUCACACCGGGACGUUCAGCUCAGCGGCUCCGAAGCGCCGCUAACCCGAACCCUCCCAGAACCCUCCCGAACCCUCCCAGAACCCUCCCCGAACCCUCUCGCUCACCUGCCGCCAUGACCGCGGGACGCUCCGGACGCUGAACUCUGGUGGAUCACGAAGCAGAACCAACACCGUCUCUUAUGGAUUCACUGGACUCAGGACAGAAGUUCAGUCCGACGCAGGACCAUGACUGGGACGCGGCGCUGCAGUUCCUCCCAGCCUCGGACUCCCGGCAGCUGGAGAAGAAGCCGGGCUGCAGGAAGAAGCUGUGGAUGGGAAUCGGGCUGCUGCUGGCUGCUGCCGCCCUCGCUCUGCUAACCGGACUGCUGGUUUGGCAUUUUCACCUGCGUAAUGACGUCAGAGUGAAGCGCUUCUACAUCGGCUCGAUGGGAAUCAGCAACCAGCGCUUCCUGCCGGCCCACGAAGAUCCCAGCAGCCCUCAGUUCACCGACCUGGCCGCUCGGGUCAGACAGCAGCUGAAGCUGAUUUAUUCCAGAAACUCGGUUCUCGCCAAAUACUUCAAAGGCUCCACUGUUCAGGCCUUCAGCGAGGGCGACGGCGGCGGCGAUAGCGUCGUGGCGUACUACCAGUCGGAGUUCGAUGUUCCCGUCCCUCAGCAGGACUCGCUGGACGAAGCCGUCGAGUCUCUGGAGCCACCGGCUGAAAGUCCUCAGGGCCGACAGGGACGGGUGCUGCUGAGGCCCAAAGAAGUUCUGGACGUCAACAGCGUCGUCUCUCGAGUGAUCGAUCCUCGCAUGACCAGGACCUCAUUAUUUGUGAGGAAGCCCUUCGACGUCCACGUCCGUGAGGAGGCCUUCCUCCAGUCGCCCGGCUUCCCCGACUCUUCCUACCCUCCCAACGUCUACCUGCAGUGGAGGCUUCGGGCCGAUCCGGGCCACCGAGUCCGGCUCAACUUCCACACUCUGAUCCUGGAGGACGACUGUCAUCAAGACUUCAUCAAACUCUACGACUCGCUGGUUCCCAUCGAGCAACGGGCGCUGACGGAGCAGUGUGGAUAUCCUCACGACUCUCUGUCCUUCUUGUCCUCUGGAAACGUCAUGUUGCUGACGUUGGUCACCAGCGAGGACAAGAACUUCCCUGGAUUCAGAGCCUUCUACUCCCAGAUCCCCGCCACCGAACUCAACUGUGGAGGCAAACUGACAGCAGAUGAAGGUUCCUUCUCUUCUCCGUUCUUUCCCUCCAACUACCCUCCACGGACCUCAUGUGUCUGGAACAUCGAGGCCUCGAAGGACAAGUUCGUAAAGGUUCAGUUCAACAAGUUCUCUUUGGGGAACCAGAGCAGCCAGUGUCCCAACGACUACGUGGACGUCAACGGUCAGAGAUUGUGUGGCAGAAAGUCAGAAAGCACAGUGAUCACCAGCAAAAGCAACAAGAUGACCAUCAGGUUUAACUCGGACUCGUCCUACGUCAGCCAGGGCUUCAGCGCCGAGUACGAAGCCUUUGUCCCGACCAACCCUUGUCCGGGAAGGUUCCAGUGCAGCAGCAACCUGUGCAUCAACAAGACUCUGCAGUGCGACGGCUGGAGCGACUGCGGGGACGACAGCGACGAGCUCAACUGCAAGUGCGAGGCGUCGCAGAUGAAAUGUAAAAACGGCCGCUGUAAGCCGAAGUUGUGGGAAUGUGACGGGAAAGAUGACUGCGGGGACAACUCUGACGAAGAAGACUGCGUGAGAUGCAGAGGAGGAGAGUUCUCCUGCAGAAACAGACGCUGUGUCCCGGAGAAGCUGGUGUGCAACGGAAAGGAUGAUUGUGGCGACGGGUCCGAUGAGUCCAAAUGUGAAAAAUCUCUGGUGCUGCAGCAGUGUUCUGAGUUCACCUUCCGCUGCAGCGACGGGCGCUGCAUCAGCAAACUGAACCCCGAGUGUGACGGAGACCCAGACUGUGAGGACGGAUCGGACGAAGCCGACUGUCGAUGUGGGAUGAGGCCUUACCGGAGCUCCCGCAUCGUGGGCGGUCAGGUGUCUCGGGAGGGCGAGUGGCCGUGGCAGGUCAGCCUCCACAUCCGGGGGAAGGGGCACGUGUGCGGCGGGUCGGUUCUGAACAACCGCUGGGUCCUGACCGCCGCCCACUGCGUCCAGGACAACGAACUGAACAAGUACUCUCAGGCCGACCAGUGGGAGGCGCUGCUGGGGCUGCACGUACAGAGCCUGACCAACGAGUGGACGGUGAGGAGGAACGUGAGGCGGAUCAUCGCCCACCGCGGCUACAACUCUGUCACGUUCGACAACGACAUCGCCCUGAUGGAGCUGGACGCCAACGUCACCCUCAACCAGAACAUCUUCCCCAUCUGCCUGCCGGCCGCCUCCUACGAGUUCCCUGCAGGCCAGGAGGCCUGGAUCACCGGCUGGGGGGUCACCAGGGAGGGAGGUGUGCCGGCGACCAUCCUGCAGAAGGCUGCGGUUCGGAUCAUCAACGGCACCGUUUGUAAGAAUCUGAUGAACGACGAAGUGACCGACAACAUGAUGUGUGCCGGAGUCCUGAAGGGAGGAACCGACGCCUGCCAGGGCGACUCCGGCGGGCCGCUGUCCGUCACCGGCGCCAGUGGGCGGGUCGUCCUGGCCGGCGUGGUCAGCUGGGGCGAAGGCUGCGGGCUCAGGAACAAACCCGGCAUCUACACCCGAGUCACCAAAUACCGGCGCUGGAUCAAGGACAACAGCGGAGUGUAGCUGCUGGAAGGUUUGCUGGUGUUCCUCAUGGACAUCAUGAUGAACCAUCUGGUCAGUUUGACUUCAAGUCAUUUUGGUUCCUGACAAAACAGUUUAAAGGAACGACUCCAUUAACAGACACACAAACCAUCAUUCUCAUCAGAGUAUGGUGACUAAGUCAGGACCUGUAUGGAUUAAACACUGCACAUGGUUUGGUUUUUUGACAGUGAAUCUGAUCUUUUGGUGUCAGUAGUAAAAGAUGAAAAACAAGGUUGUGAUCUUUAGAUAAGCGUGUCAGUGAUAGUGUUGGAAGCAGGGAUAUCUUCAGGAUGACUAAUUGUAAACUGUUGUGUGAUGAAGUUUCACCUUAAAGUGUGUAAAUGUUGGUGUUAAAAAUAUUCUCAGGGCUAAAAGGGGAAUUCUUCAGUUUCUCCAUAACUGUAGUCGGCUGGUGAAGGUUUACUUCAGGGCUUCACUGUUGAUUCUCAUCACAUCAUUUCUUUCAACACGUUUAGAUGAACAGUUUUUAAAUAAAGGCUCUAAGAGUCGACUUUCAGAAUUUCCAAAUGUUCAUAAAAUGGGCUCUUUGAAAAAAAAAAAAAACUGUCCAAAAAUGCUUUAAAAUGUUUUGUUUUUGCUCAAAGUUUCCCAAACUAAAGAUAUUUUAUUUUUUUAUUGUCAAAAUUAUGAGAAACUCUGAAAAAUGAAAUUGAAUUACUGUGUUGGUGACGACAAACAAAUCUUUUGUAUUUAAAGUAAACUAGCUAGCAGACUGUAAACAGGUGGCGUUGCUGUGACGACACCGAGGGACGAACUUUCAGCCAAAUGAUGAACAAAUCUACCGAACUCAGUUCUCCAUGUGUGAAUAACAGGAUCCAGGAAUGUAACCUGGAGAAAUGAAUGUCUAAACUCCUUGAAGGUGUCAAAAACACUGUCAAGUUCCAUGAAACCUUUAUUGAGGAGUUCCUCAGGGAACCAUGCUGGGUCCUCAGGAGAUUCUUUAAAUCUGAGGGUUCCUGCUGCUUUGUUACCAUGUUGUUGAUAUUCAACAGAAAAUAGAACAACAACAUUUUAAAACCCCUGAAUGUUUACUGGCUGCUCUCAGAUGGUGUCUUUACAGUAGAAAACAGAUAGAGGGCGCCUCUCUUCAAAAUCAAUGAAACAAAACUGUUAAAAGAUCUUUUUAACCGAAAUAGUAAAUCAGAUAAAUGUUGGUUUAGAAUAGCCAAUAAUCAGUAGUUAGUAAAAUGGAUCAGUCGUAGAAAUCAAAUCAGAUCUUUUUGUUUUUUCCGCUCAUUUCCGUCUUAUUCUCUUUGUUUGAGCAACUUCACCUUAAAGCAGCUGUUUCUGUUACAGUUCUUGUUUUUUAUUCAUGUGUUGCAUGUUUGUGGUGACGAAUGUUCUGCUGAUUGUAUUUAUAUGUCCAGUGUUUCCUCAUUUCUGUGACUGCUGGUUUUGUCUGUGCUCGGCUGUAGCUUCAAUGUGGGUCGCAGCAGGAUCGUGAAUAAUUUAAAAGAUGUAAUGAUAUCAGAGGAUGACACUCAGUUGAAGAAUGAAGUAUGUGUUCAGAUUAAACUGGGUCGUCGGCCUGAGAGCUUCUACUUUAGUUUUUCUGAGGUUAAUUUAAAGUCAUUUUAAGCUUUUAAGGACUCAUUUUUUUCUCUGGGUGAAACUGGCGAACGCUAAAGUGGCAAUAACUUAAAUGAAGGCUAAUUAUGAUACAGCACACAAAUGUACCAAUUACUGUUUUUAUUGCUGUUGAAUGUUUUCUUUUUGGGACCAACUCAAUUAAAAAUACAAACAACACAAACAUUAA
This is a messenger RNA of Stegastes partitus (bicolor damselfish), 4585 nucleotides long. Its product is annotated as suppressor of tumorigenicity 14 protein homolog. Gene Ontology annotation, biological process: proteolysis. The record is from RefSeq and is a predicted model, not a curated record. The transcript has 19 exons. NCBI's taxonomy places the organism in Eukaryota, Metazoa, Chordata, Actinopteri, Pomacentridae. Bases 244 to 2790 code for a protein of 848 amino acids. Gene Ontology annotation, molecular function: serine-type endopeptidase activity; protein binding.